AUGUCUGAAGAUACUUUAUUGGAAGAGGACAUUUGGGAGUACAAAUCCAUUCGGAAGCAAAAGCGUCAGAGACAUUCAGAGAGCAUCUCGACAUCUGUGCAGAAAGUGAGUGAUGGCAAGUGCAGGCCAAAAAGAAAGAGAAAUAGAACUAAAACAACCGUAGAAAAAAAUGAUGCACUUCAAAAAGCUGAGCAGAGAUCAAGGCCAAAUCAGGAUGUAGAUCAGUGUAAAGAUGACAGUAGCGUGCACUCCCAGGAAAGCGCGAGUAGCUUGACGGAACACAGCUCCCCAAAUGCGAAGCCCGUGUAUGAUGGAUACUGCCCGAGCUGCCAGAUGCCUUUCGCUUUGCUAUUGGUCCAGACACCUCGGUGGCAUGUUGCUGAAUGUUUGGAUACUCCAGGAUCCAUUGAAAAAGAGUGUCCUGAUGGUUUACUGUGCGCGUCCAGCAUACCAUCCCACUACAAGCGCUAUAGCCAUUUUCUCCUUGCGGCAAGCAGGGCAGGAGAUUACCUUGUAAACUCUUCAUCAAGCACUUUGGAGAGGAAGAUGACAUAUUCUACUGCGGCAAAGUCCAGCUGUUUCCCAAGUCACGUACAGGACAUUUCACAGAAUAAAAAUAAUGUAAAAGGCGCACAGUCAUCAUUUGGGACAUUGAUGGUACAGAGUUCACCGCAAACGAAGUCUCUAAAAGAAAACAGUGAAAGUACUUCCUCUUUUGCAGAUACUCAAAAGCCUCAACAGACUUGUCAGCUUACGCAGGACACAGAUAAUAGUUGUAGAUUUGAAUUUUAUGACUGUGCAUCAUCUCAAAGUGGAGCAGGAGAAGAGCUGUGUAGUCAGGAUACAAGUCAGCCAAGUCUACUACAGUCAAAAGCUGACUUCAGUGACUGUGAAAUUUCUUAUUCUCCACUAAGUACUUUUGAGGAAAGUGAAGAGGAAACUGAGGAAGAGGAGAAGAAAAUAAAAAUAUCACAGAGCAAAUUAUUCAAAGUUCAGAACUUAGAGGAUGAAAAAUCUAAUUCUGUGGUGUUUAGAACAUAUGAUGGACUUUUACAGGGGAAGCCUCAGUAUGAGGAUACCAAAAUGGGAAAUUCCAUAAUUAAAAAAACCUACAGUGAGGAAGUAAAUACAUUGACUCAUCUAGAUCACAGCAUAAAAACUGUUUCUCAGAGUCACAUGAACGGCAAGCUCUGUAAUUCAGCAUGUGUAGAUAAUCAGCAUCAGCAAGAGGCACUAGCCAGUGGAUCCUCUUUACCUUUUAAUUGCAAGGAGCUUGAAGAGCCAGAAUUUAUUUCCUCUGCUGCUAAAGCAGGUAGUGUAGUCUCAGAAGAUACUAGUGCUUGUGCUUUGGAUUCUUCGUAUGUGAGUUUUACUGAGACGUCAUCGCUGCUAGUCAGAGAAGGUGCUCGGUCUCUUCUGAUACAGAAAAGUAGUGUUUUGAGGGACCCAAGUAACAUUUUAACUAAUACUGAUAAAAUGGAUGUCAAUGAUGUUGGAAAAACAGUUCACCAGGGGAAUUUGCAGUCAGAAGUGGAGAAAGAAGGAAAUCUUAAUACAGCUGCUCUGUGCUUUCCCAGCCCCAUCUCUAAACCAGCAUCAUCUCUUUCUUUAGCAAGUAUGAAUGCCAAGUCCAGUUCUGCCAAAGAACUCAAACAAAUGGACAUUGGUGUUUUCUUUGGGUUAAAACCCAAAAUAAAAGAGGAAAGCAAGGGAGAGACUUGUUUGAGUGAGAGAAAGAAGGUAUCAGGUUUGGUAACUCCCAAUGAAAAGAGGCCUAGACAGCAAAAAAGGAAAGCUGAAAGCUCUGUGGAAGAUGCAGAAGUAGUUACAGAAAGUUCAAGUAAAAAUGGUGCCUCUGCAGAUGUAGCUUCUGGUAGCCAGCGAAGGUGGAGAAAAAAAUUUAAAGAAUUACCUACUACAGGUGAAGGAACAAGAAAAAAACACUGCCCUUUCUACAAGAAAAUACCAGGAACUGGUUUUACAGUUGAUGCCUUCCAGUAUGGAGAAAUUGAAGGCUGUACGGCUUAUUUCCUUACUCAUUUUCACUCUGAUCACUAUUGUGGGCUAACAAAAAACUUCAUGUUUCCAAUCUACUGUAAUAAGAUAACUGGCAACCUGGUGAAGAGCAAACUUCGGGUGAAAGAGCAGUUCAUCCACGUGCUGCCAAUGGACACAGAAUGCAUAGUGAAUGGGAUUAAAGUGGUGUUGCUCGAUGCCAAUCAUUGUCCAGGUGCAACAAUGAUCCUUUUCUACCUACCAAGUGGAACGGUUUUCCUGCACACAGGAGACUUCCGGGCAAAUCCUUCCAUGGAGCGCUACCCUGCAUUGGUUGGUCAGCCAGUCCACACCCUCUACCUUGAUACCACGUACUGUAGUCCUGAAUACACUUUUCCUUCUCAGCAAGAGGUUAUCCAGUUUGCUGUCAAUACUGCCUUUGAGACGGUGACUUUAAACCCGCGCACUCUAGUUGUCUGUGGCACCUAUUCCAUUGGAAAAGAGAAAGUCUUUUUAGCAAUUGCUGAAGUUCUGGGCUCAAAAGCAAGUAUGUCGCGUGACAAGUACAAAACACUGCAGUGCUUGGAGUCAGCAGCUGUUAACUCGCUCAUCAGUGUGGACUGGGAUGGUACUAUGGUUCAUGUUCUUCCCAUGAUGCAAAUUAAUUUUAAGGGCUUGCAAGAUCACUUGAAUAAGUUUUCUGAGAAUUUUGAUCAAAUUCUGGCUUUCAAACCUACUGGGUGGACCUACUCUGAUUCGUGCCUUUCUCUGGUGGAUAUCAAACCUCAGACAAGAGGAAAGAUCACCAUAUAUGGGAUUCCUUACAGUGAACACAGCAGUUACCUGGAAAUGAAGCGCUUUGUUCAGUGGUUGAAGCCACAGAAGAUCAUCCCCACCGUAAAUGUUGGUGACUGGCGAGCCAGAAGCUUGAUGGAGAAGCAUUUUAGAGACUGGAUGAUUGAGGGCAGUAGGCAUAAAUAAAUAUAAGGCAGAAUGUGUAUGUCAAAGGAGGGA
Molecule: messenger RNA, 3009 nt
Organism: Eurypyga helias (sunbittern)
Lineage: Eukaryota; Metazoa; Chordata; Aves; Eurypygiformes; Eurypygidae
Gene: DCLRE1A
Product: DNA cross-link repair 1A
Exons: 9
Coding region: 1-2976 (991 amino acids)
Biological process (GO): double-strand break repair via nonhomologous end joining; protection from non-homologous end joining at telomere; interstrand cross-link repair
Molecular function (GO): damaged DNA binding; 5'-3' DNA exonuclease activity
Source: RefSeq, a predicted model, not a curated record